This is a messenger RNA of Erigeron canadensis, 2520 nucleotides long. RefSeq lists its product as uncharacterized. The record is from RefSeq and is a predicted model, not a curated record. Lineage: Eukaryota; Viridiplantae; Streptophyta; Magnoliopsida; Asterales; Asteraceae. The transcript has 9 exons. Bases 33 to 1670 code for a protein of 545 amino acids. Gene Ontology annotation, cellular component: plasmodesma; plasma membrane.
CCCAUAAAAAAUAUCACCACAACCAUAUCAUCAUGAUUUCUCCAAAACCAUUGUUACUUCUGCUGCUACCAAUUUUCUUUUCAUUGUUAUCUCAUGGAACUUCUCAAAAUAUUCAUAAUUCCUUCAUACAACAAUCCAGUAUUAAUGGCCCGUCGGAUGUUGCAUAUCAGAGAACUGGACGGGCUAUGCUUCAAACGACCAACGAUGAUGAGAACUCGUCCCUGAUAUUGGCUGAUAAGAGAACAAAAAGGAAAGACCCGAGCAAUGACUUCAAAUAUUACACUGGCGGGUGGAAUAUUAGUGAUAGUCAUUACUUUUAUUCUGUAGCAUAUACCGCAGUCCCCUUGUUUGCGAUUGCUGCAAUCUGGUUCGUGGGAUUUGGUUUAUGCUUGCUCCUAAUCUGUUGCUGCUACUGCUGCUGUAGGAGAAAUGCUUAUGGCUAUUCUAAAAUUGCUUAUGCACUUUCUCUUAUUUUUCUCACUCUUUUCACCAUUUCUGCCAUUGUUGGAUGUGUGGUCCUGUACACGGGUCAAGGGAAGUUCCACGAGAGCACAACAAAGACAUUGGACUAUGUUGUGAGUCAAUCCAAUGAUACGGUCAACAAACUCAACAAUGUGUCUUCCAUACUUGCUGUAGCGAAGGGUAUUCAAGUUGAUCAAGUUUCUUUACCUCCAAAUAUCCAAAACCACAUUGAUAGAGUUGAUAAAAUGAUCAGUGCUGCUGCAACAAGUCUCCAAUUUGAGACCAGAAAGAAUGAGAAAGAUAUCACACGUGCUCUGAAUGAUGUAAGACUUGCUCUUAUAAUUAUUGCUGCCGUUAUGCUUCUUGUAGCUCUUCUUGGUUUUUUGUUCUCCAUACUCGGAUUACAGUUUCUUGUUUAUAUCUUGGUGAUUCUUGGUUGGGUUCUUGUAGCAGCUACAUUGAUAUUAUGCGGCAUAUUUCUUGCACUCCACAACAUCAUGGGAGACACAUGUGUUGCAAUGGACGAGUGGGUUGAAAACCCGAUGGCUCAUACAGCUUUGGAUGAUAUUCUCCCAUGUGUUGAUAACGCAACUGCUCAAGAAACGUUAUCUCAAAGCAAAGAUGUGACCUUUCAACUAGUAGGAAUGGUGAAUUUCCUCAUCACCAACAUUUCAAACUUCAAUCCACCACCAUUUCUUCCAUUUCCAAGUAUACUUAAUUACAAUCAAUCUGGACCGUUGGUUCCCACCCUUUGUAGCCCUCUAAAUGCUGACAAAACAGAUCGAAGAUGUCAAUCUGGUGAACUGGACUUCAACAAUGCCACCAUGGUGUGGAGGAAUUUUAUAUGCCAGGUCAAUGCAAAUGGUACAUGUACAACUGUGGGACGGUUAACUCCAAAGAUGUAUGAACAAAUGUCGUCUGCAGUCAAUGUGAGUGAUGGAUUAACUGAAUAUGGCCCGUUUCUAGCAGGGUUACUUGACUGCAGCUUUGUUAGAGUGACUUUUACUGGGAUUCACAAGGACCAUUGUCCAGAUUUAAACUUGUUCAGUGGAUGGGUUUAUAUCGGUUUAGCCAUGGUGUCGGCUGCUGUGAUGCUUUCGUUGGUGUUGUGGGUGUUGUAUGCACGUGAGAGGAAACAUCGUAAAUACACAAAACUUGUGACUGAAUCUGCACAAAGUCCCGCUUCAAUGCAUCAACAAGGGAAGUAAAUUGUGUGUUCAAGCUUACCAGGGUUGAAAAAAAAUGUUAAUUCGUUAAUUAACUGAUGAUUUAAGAGGUGGUUAUUUAUAUAUACUUUGGACAUACUCUGGAAUUUGGAUGUUUGUUGCACAACUUUAGAAUUAGUAGAAAAGUAGAAUUUAGUAGUUACAUAUAUACUCGUAAUGUAUUACUUUUCUUAGGUAAAGGGAGUUACUGUUUGUUUUUUUUUUGGAACGGCGUUACUGUUUUAAAAGUAAUUCAUGGCAUAAAUGAAAACUUCACCACACAAGAACACACCUGCCAAACUAUUAUUAUGUACCUAUCACAAGUCCGAUCCCCUAUCUCUUCCAAGUGCAGUCUUAAUCUUGUACCAGAAAAUAGUAAUGAAUUUCAUGUGUCACCAAGAGCAGUACCCAAUAUUUAAUUCCUAGGAUUGGUAUGUGCAGGAAGAUAUUAACGUUACUCAUCUUUAGUUAAUAAGGUCUGGACAAUCCCAACCCUGCUGCUGCUGCUGCUGCAUCACUACAUCAGCUUCUGCUUCUGGUACCAAAGCUGAGGUGGGCGCAGGAUCCCUUCUCAAGCGCCCCCGUGGAAUCUCAAAUGAAAUCCCCUCAAAGGCCGAAGAAGCAGGUCCGUCCGCCGCUUCUUCUGGUAACUAUUAAUUCCCCACCCAGUUAGGCAUGCUAUGGUAUUGUGGUGGAUUCUGUCAGAUGGAUGCAAUAUCAUCAUCACUAUGUACUUUGAUGUUGUUUAUUUAAGUAAAUGCAAUGCAUUUGGACCGUAUGGAACUUAUGAUAAUAUUCUGAUCUCUCAUUUUAAGCCGCCAGCAGUGGUGGUUGUGGCUGGCUUUCCUUUUUA